AUGGCCGAGAAAAAAGUCACUACCGUCAUCGGAGCCGCCGGUGCUCAAGGAGGCGGCGUUGUUACAACUUUCCUCAUUGAUCCAGUCCUGAACCAAGAGCGGAUUGUCCGUGCAGUGACUCGUGAUCCCACUAAAGAAAAGGCUCGAAACUACGAGGAGCAGGGUGCAGAGGUUGUUGUCUCAUAUAUAUCUACCGAGAAUCAUGUUCAAGUAACCAACGGCACAAUUCCCAACGUCCACCACUUUGACGGUAAGGCUGAAGUCGAGGAAUAUGCCCGCAGCACCGGUAUUCCAGCCACAGCACCGAUUCCCGUGUUUGACGUGCUGAGGCCGGCCUCGGGUAUUUCGCCUUUGAGUCGUUGUGCGAGAGUCUAG
Molecule: messenger RNA, 375 nt
Organism: Trichoderma virens Gv29-8
Lineage: Eukaryota; Fungi; Ascomycota; Sordariomycetes; Hypocreales; Hypocreaceae
Exons: 2
Coding region: 1-375 (124 amino acids)
Source: RefSeq, a predicted model, not a curated record